This is a messenger RNA of Columba livia (rock pigeon), 9618 nucleotides long. Its product is annotated as carbonic anhydrase 15. The coding region runs from base 180 to 1160 and encodes 326 amino acids. Gene Ontology annotation, molecular function: zinc ion binding; carbonate dehydratase activity. The transcript is spliced from 8 exons. NCBI's taxonomy places the organism in Eukaryota, Metazoa, Chordata, Aves, Columbiformes, Columbidae. The record is from RefSeq and is a predicted model, not a curated record. Gene Ontology annotation, biological process: one-carbon metabolic process. Gene Ontology annotation, cellular component: plasma membrane.
CCCUUGUGAUGAAUAUUUAACAGCAGUGCACAGGCUGGAGCGGAGGAUUUCUCCGGGCUGCCUGGGCGCUGGCAGCUGCCGCCCGCCCCAGCCCCGCCGCCCGCCCGGGCGCACUGCGGAGGAGGACGGGGCGUCGCGGCGGGGCCGCCUGCCCGUCCCUGCCCGUCCCUGUCGCCGGCAUGGGGACGCAGGGGCUGGGGAUAACUUUCCUGACUUUGCCUCUCAUCGUGCGAGCAGCCGCGGGAGGGCAGUGGUGCUAUGACUCGCAGGACCCCAAAUGUGGCCCCAGCCACUGGAAGGAGCUGAAAGCCACAUGUGGCGGUGACAAGCAGUCCCCCGUGAACAUUGACAGGCGCCAGCUGCAGCGGGACGGUGGCCUUGGGGACAUUCUCUUCGAGGGCUACGACCAGGCCCCCCCGGGCAAGUGGAGGCUGGCAAACGAUGGGCAUACGGUGAUGCUGAGCCUGGAGAGCGAGUCUGUCCCUGAGCACAUCACCAUCAGCAGUGGGGGCCUCCCCGGCAGGUACCGGGCACUGCAGCUCCACUUCCACUGGGGCAGCCCAGCCGGGAACGGCUCUGAGCACACCCUGGAUGGGCACCAGCUCCCCAUGGAGCUGCACAUUGUCCACAUCAAUGUCAAGUACCGGACGCUGGCAGAGGCCAAGGGGCAUCCCAACGGGCUGGCUGUCCUCGGCAUCUUCUUCCAGGCCUCUGAAACCCCGAACACCAACUACAAUACCAUCGUGGCGGGGCUGAGGAACAUCUCCCAUGCUGGUGACUCUGUGGAUUUGGCCUCCACCUUCCGCCUAAGCACCCUGCUGCCGCCUGCCCGCCAUCUCUCCAGGUACUACCGCUACCAGGGCUCCCUCACCACCCCCGACUGCAGCGAGGUCGUUGUCUGGACCCUCUUCGAGGAGCUGGUGGAGAUCGGUCAGGAGCAGCUGCGGGCGUUCGUCAGCACCCUCCACUUCCCACCCGCUGGCUCCACGCUCCUAAAAAUGACCAACAACUUCCGCCCGCCGCAGCCCCUCCAUGGCCGGAAGGUCUUUGCCUCCAGGGCGGCCACGGCCAGCAGUGGGUCCCCGUGUGGCGGCCACCACCAGCUCCUCUCCCCCCUGCUCCUGCUGGCCCUGCUCGCCCCCUUGUCACCAGCACUGUAGGGUCUGUCCUGGCCUUUCACCAGUCUCCACACGAGCAUUGCUCUGCUGCUAUGGUGAUGGGAAGGAAACACACCUGGUUCUUCGGUACAUGGGAAAAAAAAAAAAAAACAAAAAAAGCACGUCAAGACCUCAGCUGGGUGAAGAUUUUGCAAAUUUGGAUCUCUGCAGAGGUGAAUCUCUGCAAGCCCGGAGCCUCCCUGCACUGGCCCUGUAACCCUGUGGUAGGAGACACCAGGAGGGGAUGCUGGGGGGGCUGGAAUAAAGCCGAGGUCAUUGCUGAUGGCUAAGGAUCACUGCCUCUUUGGUUCCGUGUCCCUUCGGUGUUGCUGGGGCAGGGUGCUUGCCACCGGGGUGUGGCAUUAGUGGGCAGGGAGCUGGGGGACAGUGCCUGGGUGGCGCUGGGGGAUACUGGCCUCGUGCAUGGCUGCGCAGGCUGGUGUGAGACUCCUCUGUCCUACAUGUGCGAUGAAUCCCUGGAGCCAAACCCUGGCCAUGCGUGUGGUUCAGGGUCCUCGCAGUCCCUGUACCUGCAGACACUGUCCUGCUGCUUUCCCUGCGGUUGGGGUGGCUGACAGGGAUGGGGCAGCACAGAGGGAACUGAUGGCCCUUUCCACAGAGCUAAUUUUACGCUGGCAGAAAUAGCUGCACCUGCCAGCACCGCUUCAGUGCUGCCUGGCAAGGCAGGGGCAAAGCCAGGGCCCAGGCGAAUGGAGUGGUUCAUAAUUAAUGUGCUGAAGCUGCAGGCAUGUUCCUGUCUCGUCCUGAGUUAUGGUCAUAAGAGCACAGGUUGUUAUCUGGGAGCAGGGAAGGGCGGGUUGAGGUUUUCAUCAUUUCUGAGGGGAAACUGCUGCCAGCACACGGUCCUGGCCCAAGAGGUGGCUGCAGCACCCGUGGGUGCAGGGGGCCUGAGCAUCCUCUGGGCAUGAGGCUUGGGCUCCCUCUGAAGCCCACAGUGGGGAAGCAGCUUCUCCAGAGCACGGAGUGGCUCAGCUGAAGACCCCCCAGUCCUCAUGCUGGGGUGCUCGCAGGCCCUUGAGAGUGCUGGGGCUCCAUCAAGCCACCCCAGAGCUCAGGUCUGGGGUCUUGGAGCAGCCACCUUGGUUGGCGAGGAGAGCCUGGGCUGCUGGGUGUCUUUGGGUGUGCAGCACCCACAGGAUGCUGAAUGUGGGGUGCCAUGUGCUGCCGCAGUGUGGUGGUGGCAGCGGCCACCAGCUCGGUAACUCCCGCCGGGCUCCGGCUUGUGCCGGCUGGAAGCAGCAGUCUCGCUCCGGGCCGUGUGCUGCCCUGUCAUUAAGGACCUCGUUAGCGCAGGUGACAGCUCUGGCCGCCUGUCCCCGCCGCGCUGGCGGCUCAGGCCGGUGAGAGCCGGCAGGUGUGGGGUCACACUCGCCCCGUGUGUCCACGGGCAGCCCGGACUGCCAGCGCCUCGGGGGCUCCGGCUGGCCCCGUGUCCCCACCGUGCCGGAGCGCUGCCAUGGCCGCCAGGGGGCGCCCGCCCACCGGCUGAGGGCACCCAGGCGGCGCUGUCACCGAGCGGCGCUGUCACCGAGCGGCGCUGUUACCCGUGUCCCCGAGUCCCGUCCCGCCUGUGCGCCCCUCCGCUCUGCCCUCUGUUCCCCCUGUGACCCCCGUGUCCCUUCUCCGCCCAUGUCCCCCCCGCGUCCUCCAUGCUGUCUGUGUCCCUACAUCUUUCCAUGUUCCACCGUUCCCCCAGUUCCCGUGUCCCCUUCCACACUGCACGGCCCAGCCCCAGCCACUCGCAUCCACAGGGUGUAGGGGGUGGCUGCCCCACAAACGUGCCUGGGUCCAGCCCAGGGUGGUGAUGGGUUCAGCCGCAGAGCACGGCAGGACGUGGCCAGCCAUGGUGAGCCCCAAAUAGCUGCAGCACCCCCAGUCUACUCCAGUGUCAGCCCAGGGUGUGAGGGCACCUGGGCAGUGGGGCCAGACAUUGCCUGCCCUGGGGGGUCCAUCAAGGCACAGGCUGUGGCUCUCCAAGGGCGGGAGGUGGCUGAAACACCUGGCAGGAGCCCUGGGAGCAAAUACCCCUGUGCUCAGUGUCCCGUCGCCUGGGGAUCGACCCUGGCUGGCCAUGGUGGCCAUGGCAGAGGACAGUAGAGGCACCAGGAGGGUCCUGGCAGCUGAGAGCUCUGCACACACUGUGCAGCCUGCUGCGACCCCAAAUUUGGGGAGAUGCUGUGUCUUCCACCAGGAACACUGGGCUGCCCUGGCAGCCUGGGGAAAGGACUUGGAACCACAGCAAACACAAAAGCCAUUGUUGAAUUGGCGCCAAAAAAAUGGCUUUUCCCGCGCUGCCCAUGGCACAGCUGGGCAGCCAUGCUCUGGAUGCCACGUGCUGUAAAGUUUGUGCUGAGCAAGUGACACGUGUGGGUACCAGGGCUAUUCCUGGCUCCCAGCUGGUGUUUGGCCAAAGCGGGCUCUUGUUUUUGGCCAGGCUGUAAUUUUAGCAAAAGUUGUUCCCGAGUAGCGGGGCUGUGGUCGGCACAGCUGUUUGGGGUGAGCACCGGCUCAGCUAGUGGGGCAGCGAUGUGCAUCGGCACUCCCCUGGUCACGGCCAGCCUGGGGUGCCUGGCCAAAAGUGCCCAAAACAUGGCAGAAAUGCUUAAACCUGAUGUUCUUCCCCUACUGCAGCUGCAGAGGAAGAGGAAAGGGCUGGGGCUCUGCUGUGGCUGGGGUGGGUGACAUUUGCUCAGGGUGGGACAGCUGCUGGGGAGGGUGACACUGGCUGGGGUGCAGGGACCAGCCGGGGGUGCACCCCACAUUCCCCUCCUGUCCCCCAAGCCCUGGCUGCAGAAGCUGUGCACUGGCGCUGUGCACUGGCGCUGUGCACUGGCGCUGCUCACCCCAGCGGGCCACAGAAGGGGAGAAAACCAAAUUUGCUUGAAGUCCUCCCUAAGCAGUUGAGUCAAACCCUUCUGUUCCCUUCCAAGGGCAUGGUGAGGACUGCAGCGGCUGCCUCCGUCACACCCAUCAGCCACCACUGCCACCGCCUUGCUGUCACCCUGCCACCAAUGUUUCCUACCUAGAAAUAUCUUAACGUUAACCUAAAAAAACCCUACCUUGGAAGUCCUAACAAGGGCUGAAACUCAAUGACUGCAGAUGAGUAGCACCAGCCCUGUGAUAAAACCCCACCAUUAGCACACCUGCUUGGGGAGAUGUGGGUGUUUACACCAAAUAUGAGCACAAAACAAGGGUUUGCUUGGUCCCCAGACCAGGGCUGAAACUCUGCUGGGAGUUUUAUUUUAUUAUCACACUAAAUUUGAGAUGAUAAAUAUUUUGAAGCAGCUGAAAGGUGUUUAUUUUUGAGUUGGUUCAGCUUGUUUACAACCUGUUUACAAGCUUGGGUAUUUGUCUUUGGGGCUGUUUGCCUCUCCCCAGGCUGUGGAUAGUUUAAUACACACCUAAAUAACCCCCAGCGAGGGGUCCGGCUGCCCCUCCCGGUGCCUUCCUGCCGGAUGCCAGCUGCACCGACGGUUGCUGUUUUGACAGAGCUAUGCAAAUGCUCUGGCCUUUGCAAAUGGGCUUGAUUGCUCAGGUUGUGUUUUCAGCCACACCAGCUUCAAACAUUUAUUUAUUUCGUUUAAUUCCCUUUCAACUGCAGGGUGAUAAACCUCGGCCUUGGGCUCUGUGGCUGUCUCCAGCUGGGGCUUUGUUUUGGGGUGUGCCCAGGGGAUGUUUCAUUGUAUGUAAUAAUUCAUAACCUGUAUUUUAUAAUUUAUAACCUGCAUUUUAUUCAUUCAUAACCUAUGUUUUAUUUCACGGAUUUGGGGAAAUCUGCCCAGUAUUGUGGGAACCUGGCGACUGUCCCGUGCAUCUCCUGGCAGGUCAGACUGACAGAUAAGCCCAGCUGAGGGGCUGCCUGGCAGGAGGCAGAGGCUGAUUAUUUUAAUUCAGCCAAUAAGAGAGGAUUUGGGGUGACCUGGCAGUGGGGUGGCAGCAGGCGGCCCUGGCAGUGGCACAGGGGGACAAGGGCACGAGCUGAGCAGUAUCAGGGUCAGCCCUGUCCCUGGUCCCGUGUGUGUGGGGUCAGCGGUGCCCAGCCAGGGCAGCUGGAUGCACUGGGGUCACUGGGAAGGGUGUGUGUGUGUACAUGUGCCACUGUGUGUGUGCAAGAGGGGUGACCCCAGGCUGGGAAUAUGCACCCUAGCACAGGCACGCAGACCCACCAGCCUUGGCACCAGCCCCCAGUGGGUCCCUGGUCCCCUGCCCUGCCAAUUUUGAGCAGCCUCUGGCUGUCCCAAGCCCUGUCCCCUCACUGCGGUUGCUGAUGACCCUGCGAGGUGACAUCCCGCUGAGGCAGGGACAAAGCUGGUCCCAGCACAGAGCCAGAACCAUCUCGGGGCUGAGCCGAUUUGGGGUUUGUCAGUGUGGCACCCACUCGCCUUCACACGUCAGCACUCACUGGAGACAGUUUCGCUUCCUUUUUUUGCCCCCCCAUUCGAGUUUCUGAUUGGAGACUGUGGCGGGUGAGGAGUAAAUUUAGCCAGGGGAUGCCCCGCGGCUGCACAGCUGUGUGGCGGUGUUGGCUGGGGGGGGCUGGUGGGGCCUGGGCUCUGCACAGCCUGUCCCCAAACCCUUCGGUGAAGGUGGCUACGUGAGCGGGGGGCUGUCACAAUGGGGUGCAGGGGUAUGUCUUGUUUGGUGUGGCCUUGAGCUCGGCACAGGCGCAGUAACAAAGUAGGGGGACUCGUGCCGUCCUCCCACGGCCACCCCAAAGUGUUCUGGCUCUGCCCCGCUCCCCCCACCCCGGGCUAGAGCUAUUCUCAGCCCCAGCUCUUGCUUUCGAGUUUCAGCCCUGCUGCCUCCAGGAACGGUGGCUGUUUUGGGCGGCUGCAGCUGCUGCGGGGAGGGCAGGCGGGAUGUCCCCAACCCCUCUGGCUGCGCCACGUCACCCAUGUCUCUGCAGACAAGGUGUUUCAUCAGCCCCAGGUGCAUUCACUCUGCUCCCGCCACGUCCCCACACAGGGAGCCCCUAAAUCCUCCUGACAGGAGAUGCUGGGGCUCACCUUGGCCUGCGGAAAUCACCGAGUGAUGUGCAAUUAUAAGGAACAUUUAACGAAGAACUGUUGUUUUUACAUAACUGAGGACCCGGUGCCUGACCCCAGCAGGGGGAAGGACCGAGAGACAUCGGACUAUGAAUCCUUAAUGUAAAACACAGUCUCUUCCCGGAAUAUAUACUGGUACCUGUAUGCAUACUGAUAGCUGUAUUUACAAGUUAAUUCAGGGGGAAGGGUAGCCAAAGUACCAGGAAUCCAUACCUUAAAUAGAUUGAUAAGGGGAAGGGUAUUGUAUGCGUUGGGGUAGUCUGUAAACCCUGCAGUACCCAACCAAUGGGGAACAGGGGAGGAAAAUUGGGUCUGGGAUUUUAGGGGGAUAUAAGCAGGGGCUUUUUGCCCUAUUAUGUGUGCCUGCCUUUAGGUAGAACACCUGGUGUUGCAAUACUGUUAUUUAAAAAAAAUUGCUUUGCUGAGAGAUCCUGCCUGAGCCUAUUAUAUUUGCAAAAUAAUUGUUUCCUGCACAAUAAAUAAAGACCGAACAAGCCCAGGCUGGUUUUGGGGGACCAACCUGUGUGUACAUGUCUCUCAUAGAGGGGCUUCAGCAUGGGCACCCCCAAAUGCAAGGCCAUAGGUACAGGAGUUGUCCCCACCCCAGGGCAGGUUUUGGGGACCAGAGCAGAGCUUUGCUCUGUGAAGGCUGGGGGUGUUUUGGGGUGAAGGUUGUAAGAGCUCCCGUGGCCCCCCCCUCUGCCUCCAUCCCCGCAUCCAUCUUGCUGGUCUUGGCCAUGGGGCCCCUCUAAACAGUGUUUAAACCACCGGGGUUUAUUAAACCCCACUGAAGACCUUGUUAAGCCCUUGCCUGUGAGCCUCAGCCUGGGAGCGCAGCUCUCGCCAAGCCCCGGUCCCACCAUGGGACCCACUGCCUCUCUCUGCAGCUAAUUAAAGCUUUCCCGAAGCAUCUCAUUUACUAAAUUAGAUCCCCCUCUUUUUAAAAUUAAUGGCAAGCUGGGAAAACAAAAAUUAAAAAGUCUUUAAAAUUGCAGCGCAGGGGAUGGCAGAGUGAGAGCUGCAGCUGGGAGAGAUGCGGGUUUUGGUUUCACUCAGCACAUUUGCUCACCAGAAAACCCCACCGAGCGCGGCUAUGGGGGCAGGAUGAGCGUUUUCCACCCAGGCAUCCUCCCCAGUGAGGGCUGGAUCAGGCCCUGCAUCUCAGUGUGAUUCCCAGUGGUACCUCUACAGCCCUGUUGAAGGGCUUUUCAUGGGUAAAACCAUGGCUGGAAAUUCAUGGUGCUGCAGGCAGGAGGGAGUAGGGAGGCCCUGGAGAAGCCAGGGCCACUGAUCUAUAAUUCAGCAGAUUUUUUCCUUGCCAGUUGUUGCUUAGGGAAAAGAUUUAGCACAAUCUUUUAAUCAAUAAUUAGUGAGGUUUCCUGCCUCCCAAGUGGGAGACGUGCCUGUGCUCUGCUCUCCCAGACAGGAGCCAAAGCCAGACCCUAGCCCAGUAGGACCCAUCCCAAACUGAGCCUGUGAAAAGCUUGGGUCUGGUGCCCUGUAACCGAGGGACAGGCACCACCCGUGGGAUGUCAGGAUGGAUCGGGGUGAGUAGGAUGGAUAGAUGGGUGGAUGGAGGCAUUAAGGUGAACAGGACAGAGGCACUGGGGUGGACAGGACAGAUGGACACAGCAGGGAGGACACACAGCCAGCAACACUGCACAGAGUGGUGCUUUCUCCUCACUGGCUGCUGGAGGCUUUGCCCCAAGCAAGGUCAAGGCAUGCACUGCCCGUCCCACAGUGAAGGUGCUGGCUGGCCCCCGGCCUUCCCGGGGCAGUGACAGGACAAAGGGUAAUGGUUUUAAAAUAAAGGAGGGGAGAUUCAGGUUAGACAUGAGGAAGAUCUUUUUUACAAUGAGGAUGGUAAAACACUGUCCCAGGAUGACCAGAGAGAUGGUGGAUGCCCAAACCCUGGAGACAUUCAAGGCCAGGCUGGAUGGAGCUCUGAGCAACCUGAUCUGGGUGAAGAUGUUCCUGCUCAUGGCAGGGUGGGUUGGACUAGAUGACCUUUUAAAGGUCCCUUCCAAUCCAAACCAUUCUGCAAUUCUAUGAUUCUGUGUUCCCAGAAAGCACUUGCAGGGACAUGUGGCAACCCAAAGUCUGCUGGGGGUGGGCAUCCCACUGGCAUUGGCGCAGCCUGGAGAGGGGGAUGUAGUGGGGCUGUCCCUCCUUUACCAAAAGGCUGGGGAGGGGACAUCUUCCCCAGAACUGCAUACAGAGUCGCCAGGUGCUCCUGUUCCCUGUGCAGCUCUGAUGGGGUCCCCACAGCUAAGCAUUGGUGCUCGUCACAGCUGUGGUUGUGUGUCACUCUAUGCGCAAGGGACACUUCCCUGGGGUUGUGCUGAGGACGGGGCAUGUGGCGUGCAGGGGCCCUGGCUGCUGUGGCACAAGGUGCAGGGGACGGACUGGUGCAUGUCCCUGCAGCUGAACCAGCACCCCUAUCCUGGGUGACAGAGGGGUGACCAACGACAUGGGGUAGAGCCAGGGCUGGCCAGCAAAGGAACAUGGCUGGCCAUGGCCCCACAACAAGCCACGUGUCCCUGCAAGGUACCCACAGGCCAGCAGGUGAGGGACAAGGCUGACACAGCCAGGGCCACAUGCUUGCUGCCAGGAUGGGAGCUUAGACCAGGCUGAUGCUCCAAGCUGCUCGUCCCUUGGUCCUGGCAGUGCCAGGGCGGGUCAGUGGGAUCCCUGGGGGUGAGCAAGAACUGCAGGGAGCCCUGGGCACCCCUGGUAACAUGUGUGUGCGUGUGUCUGUGUGUGUGUGUGUGUGUGUGUGCGCGUGCACACGUGUGUUCCCAUCCCACCCACCCGCCUCCAUACUGGUGCCACUGGGGCAAUGUCGGCCAGCGCAGGGGGAGCGGGUGUGUUGCAAGGACACAGAGACAAGGAUGCUGAGCCAGCGCUAGUUCAGUGUUGAUGUUUAUUCAUGUGACACUGAGGGCAGGGGGACAGGAGCCGGGGGCAGGGGGACGUGAUGAGAGACAUCUGUGCUGCAGGGGGUCGCUGCCCCCAGCAGUGAGGAAGGGGGCCAGGGCCAGUGAGGGGCUGAGGGAUGUCCCGGCAGGGUUAGGAGGAGCACUCGCUUCUCUUCACGGUCUUCUGCACGUUGCCAGCCGCAUGCGUGACCUUGCAGGUGAAGGUCUCUUUGCUCCGCCACUGGCUAGGAGUCAGCGUCAGGUAGCUGCUGGCCAUGUACUUGGUGUUGCUCUGCCACUGGGGCUGGCUGGUGCUCACGCCGUCAGUGAUGGUGUUGCCAUCAGCCAGCCAGGCCACGGUCACAUCGCGAGGGUAGAAGUUUUCGAUCAGACACACCAAGGUGGCUUUGUUCUGCUCCAGCAGCUCAGAGGAUGGUGGGAACAAGGAGACUUCAGGGGCCGACCUGGGCAAGUCUG